GAACGUCUCGUAAAGGGCUGUGCAGCUAGAGCCGGUCGAGUCGCUUGCACCGACGUGCGGUCGACAGCGCGCGGCCGUCCAUCGGGUUCUCCUGCGCCGCUGCGCCGGCUGCCCCACGAAGCGCGCGACGUCGUUUUGCUGCCCACAGAGCCACCAUGCCCUCGACAGCGCGCCUAGGCAGAGGCGAAAGCACAAUGAAGCGCCGCGACGAGAAUCGAGUGGGAGAGACCGUCACGGAGCUGUUCGGUAACGAAGACCUCGACGCUCAAACUGCUUUAAAGUUGGAAGCCCUGGCGGCGCUCCACGAGCGCAAGGUCGGAGCCCUCAUGAAGAGCAUCAGCGCCCAGAAAGAAGAGCUCGCGAAGCUCAAGGCGGCGUCCAGGGAGCAUAGACGGUCCCAACUCAUCCAGGAUUUGAGGAAUCAAGUGCGCGAGCAGGAGUUGGCCGUUGAUGUGCUCAAAGAAGCCCUAGUCGAAGGGCCGCGCGGCCAACUGACCCAGGAGGCGGUCAACGAGCUUGUUAUAUUACGAACGCUGGGCGGGCCGAAGCGCUUCCGACCUAAAACCAGAGAAGAGUUGCAGAACGAGUUGCUGCACAAGCCGGCGGUUGUCAAGCGGACGAUUCGGAGGAGGGAAGCGAAGCCGACGCGCGCCUGGGAGCCCCAGCCUACGCGGACGCCCAUCGCCGAGGAGAAGGAGUGCAAGGGUUCUGAAACUCCAAGAGUGUUGCGGGAUACUGGGGACCAACCAGAGGGGUUGCCCUCCGCGGCUCACCUCCGAGAAUUAGCCGAGGCGUCCGCGAAAGCAGAACAAGCGGAAGUUGCAGUGGCGAGAGCCGAUCUACGCGUCGCGGAGUUACAGAGAGAGCUGGAUGCGUUGCGGGCCGAGAAAUUUGCGGCGGAACGAAAAGUCGACGACCUCCAGGACGACGCGUCCCGCGCCGAGGACCUGCGACGAAGGUUGGAGGAGACGCGGCGGCAGGUCAGCGAGGCGGAACGGGACUGCGCGCGCGCUGCUGGCGAGCGGGACGCCUUGCAGCUCGAAUUGGAGCAUGCUCGCGCUAGCAACGACGCGGAUAUCCACGCCCUCAAAGCGGACCUCGACGCGGCCAAGGAGGAGCUCGCCGCUGCUUUAUCGCAGGAGGCCGAGUUGCAGGCCCAGUGUCGGCUCGAAAGAGAGCGGGCCUCCGGUGCUACUUCUUCGGUCAAGUCGGAGGCCUCGGCCCUUCGUAAGGAACUAGCGACGGCGGAACGGCAACUCAAGGAAUCGGAGCGAUCCAAUGAUAAAUUAAGAAGGCAACUCGAGAAGGCGGAAUCUGACUGCAAGUCGGAACGGGAAGCCCUGCAGCGGGACAUGAAACGGGCCCGAAAUGCUGAGAGGGAGGCUGCUAGGAAGGAAGUGCGGGAGCUCGAGGUGAGAGCGUCGCAAGAAAAACGGGAGCUUGAGGUGAGAGCGUCGCAGGAGCAGGAUAAAGCUAGGAAAGUUUCGGAUAACGACGCGGUGUCUGCGGCCAAGGCCGAGCUGCUCCAGCAGCACGUCGACGCCUUACGGGAUGAAUUACGACGUAAGGAUGAUGAUAUGGCGGAUCAGAGAGCCACGUCAGACGCCGAGCGCCAGGCCCUCCAAGAAAAGUGCAACGCGCUCGAGGUCGAGCUCGAAAAAUGUCGAGGCCAGGCUUCUUUAGACGUGCAGGCCGCCGAACGACGGGCGGACUCGCUGGCGAAGGAGGCGCGGGCGCUGCAGGCUCGGGCGGACCGGCUCGAGGAGCUCGGCGGUAACAGGAGGAGGAAGCCGGCGGCGUCGUCGUCCUCCUCGUCGUCGAAGACGCCGCGGUCCGACGACGACGACGACGAGGAGCUCUACCAUACGCGCGCGGCGCUCGCCGCCCAUAUGCGACUGGCGGACGCGUAUGCCAACCAGCAUGCUUUGCAACAGGUUCCUGAUGACAGAGCCGAGCAAUUGAAUGAAAGGGUCCUGGCUCGAGCUCGGAGGGACCUGGAGAAGGCCUUAGCUGGGUCUAGGCCUCUGGGCGCGUUCUACUCGAGGAUGUUGGAAAGAAUUGAAUCGAAAUCCUCAACAGUACCUCUAUCGCGGAACAAGGGCGGCCCACCGCCACGACCUAAACCGCAGUCCCAGAAGCGCGAGCAGCGCAUCCACCACGGCCGGGGCACGCACGCGGCCAUGGUCGACGGCACGCCGCCUCCCGAUUUGGCGCGGCUCGAGAUUAGAGGAGGCCACCGGUCGUCGUCCUCCGAAUCAGGAUCAUUGGAUGACCGCUUCGACGUCGACGACGACCACCUCGACUACUCGCAGUCGUCGGUCAGCGCGAAGUCUAGUCGUACGUACGACCCGGACGCGCGUUAGAGGUCUCCUGCGUAAUCAUUGAGGGAUAGUA
This is a messenger RNA of Pelagomonas calceolata, 2394 nucleotides long. The record is from the annotation of a GenBank genome assembly. Lineage: Eukaryota; Pelagophyceae; Pelagomonadales; Pelagomonadaceae.